CGAUGCAGUAAAAAUGUUUAAGAACUAAAGAAUAUUUAAGCGAGCAAUGCAGCAAACGAACGGCAUAAAGCUUUCAUCCACAGCACACAAUAAAUGGAGUGCACACAAACAGAAGCAGCAGCAGAAACGACAGCAACAACAACGGGAGAUAGUGGCCAGUAGCUUGGAGUGGUGCUAGUAUUGCUAGAGUGUAGUGAGGUGGUUGGCAGAGAGGUAGCAGCAAGUGGUUUGUAGUUUAUUUAUGUGUGCGGAUGUGAAUUUCAAUUGAAGCCAAUUAAACGCGCACACACACACUACCAAAUACCAGCACCAGCAGGCAACACAUUACAAAUAUUCGUAUUGAUAUCGUUCACGCAAAUCUACAAAAUUCGGCGUUUAAACUGCUCAAGGGGUUCAACUGCCCAUGACUUUGAUUCUGAUUGGAAGCCGAAGCAGCAGCGGAGCACCAACAGUGACAGUAACAGAAUGGCACAAUUUACGCUCUACAAUAAACACUACAAUGCAUCGGCCAGCAACGAUAUUAGUCGCGUCGACUGCGAUCAUGUGCCUUUGUGUUCCAUUAAUGAUGUGCAGCUAAGGUUUUUGGUGCCCGACGACUUAACAGAGGUGCGCACUCUCUGCCAAGAAUGGUUUCCCAUCGAUUAUCCGCUGUCCUGGUACGAGGACAUUACCUCCAGCACGCGUUUCUUUGCAUUAGCCGCUGUAUAUAAUCUGGCCAUAAUUGGUUUAAUUGUUGCCGAAAUCAAACCGUAUCGUAAUGUCAAUAAGGAGGUAAUAGCCAACAUAUUAGGUGAUGAAUUGUACACGAGGCUGAGCGGUUUUCAAAUGCAGGACAAAGGUAUACUAUCAGACUCGAUGGGACGCACUGCUGAUGUGGGUUACAUUCUAUCGCUGGGCGUACACCGGACGCAUCGACGGAAUGGUAUCGGAUCGCUGCUGUUGGAUGCUCUUAUGAACCAUUUGACGACUGCCGAACGCCAUUCGGUCAAGGCUAUUUUUCUACACACGCUAACCACGAAUCAACCUGCCAUAUUUUUCUAUGAGAAACGAAGAUUUACGCUACAUUCGUUUCUGCCCUAUUACUACAAUAUUCGUGGGAAUGGGAAGGAUGGCUUCACCUAUGUCACAUAUAUAAAUGGCGGCCAUCCGCCUUGGACAUUAUUAGAUCAUAUCAAGCAUUAUGCGUCUAAGGUGCGUCUGACUGGCGGUGUCUGCGUUUGGGUGGCCGCGAGAGUACAGCAGGUGGUGCGUUGGUUCUAUCACAAGCUGCUGACACGCUUUAAUUUUAUUGAAUGAUUCAAUUACAAUGAAUGGCUGGCGCUGCAGCACGACUGGACUACAUAUAUAUUUAUAUUUAGAAAGAACAUCCUUCCGAGUCAACAAAACUCUCACUCUCUUAUAAGUGUGUUAAUAUUAGCAUUAUAUAUCGACUUGUUGAAUGUGUAUAUUUAUACAUAUAUGUAUGUGCACGUCUAACGCUUCACACACACAAACACACAUAAGUACAUGCUGCACAAACAGACACUCAUACAUAAGCACCUCCCAUUGUAAAUGUUCGGCGCCUCCAAAAUCAUUUCGUGUUGUAUACAAAAGAAACAGAAAAAGAACAAAACAUAAGUUAAAAGUUGUAAAAUAAUAAUUUUUUAUAUGUAUUCCUUACGUUUUCAAUUAUGUUCAUCGAUUGUAAAUAGUUGUAUGGAUUUUUGUUUUAAUUUCUGUAACCCUAGCGCAAGUGAUUUCGAUAGAUACGCUUUAUUUAAUGUGUUUUUGUUUUUUAUAAGUAUUUUUUACGCACAAUAAGACAGUCAUUUAGUUUAGCCAAUACAAAAACAACAAUAACAGCAACAACAACAAACAAAGAUGAUCAUGCUUUAACUUAAACGCUUAAUAUACAAUAACGGCUUUGAAAAAGAAACAGAAAAAAAAUAGACAUGCAUAUAUCUUCAGAGCUACAAAAAUUUAAAAUCUGUUCGCGUUUGCUGUUUAUAUAGUAUUUCGUAAAAGUAUUUUAAUGACAAAUGUUAGCAGCUGAUUUUAAUUUUUUUUAGGCGCAAUUUAUUUAGUGAAUUGAAAUAAUUUGUAAAAUAAAGACUUGAAAAGUUAGAGAUGACUUUCAUGAA
Messenger RNA from Scaptodrosophila lebanonensis, 2120 nucleotides. It is a transcript of the gene Naa60, whose product is annotated as N-alpha-acetyltransferase 60. The transcript is spliced from 5 exons. Bases 466 to 1296 code for a protein of 276 amino acids. Gene Ontology annotation, biological process: N-terminal peptidyl-methionine acetylation. NCBI's taxonomy places the organism in Eukaryota, Metazoa, Arthropoda, Insecta, Diptera, Drosophilidae. Gene Ontology annotation, cellular component: Golgi membrane. The record is from RefSeq and is a predicted model, not a curated record. Gene Ontology annotation, molecular function: histone acetyltransferase activity; protein-N-terminal amino-acid acetyltransferase activity.